Molecule: messenger RNA, 2550 nt
Organism: Candidozyma haemuli
Lineage: Eukaryota; Fungi; Ascomycota; Pichiomycetes; Serinales; Metschnikowiaceae
Gene: ZCF9
Product: Zcf9p
Exons: 1
Coding region: 1-2550 (849 amino acids)
Biological process (GO): positive regulation of transcription by RNA polymerase II
Cellular component (GO): nucleus
Molecular function (GO): DNA-binding transcription factor activity, RNA polymerase II-specific; transcription cis-regulatory region binding; zinc ion binding
Source: RefSeq, a predicted model, not a curated record
AUGGUAGCUAAGGUGGACCAACUUGCGGCAAGUGCCGACCCGACAUUGAAGACGGACGCUUCGACUGGUCAGAUUAAGAAGAAAACUACCAAGUCGAGGAAUGGCUGUAUUACUUGCAAACAAAGGAGAACGAAAUGUGACGAGACCAAACCGACCUGCUUGAAGUGUGCUAAAAAGAAUAUCGAGUGCGGAGGGUACCCGUCGAGCUAUAAAUGGGUGAACCCCGAGUUUCCUCCAUCGGUGCCUGUUAAAAGGCCAGGAUUCUCUCAUGUCAAGUCGCUAGCUCCUCUGGCGAGUAAAGAUGUCCUGAUAAAAGCAGCUUUAGAGGAUGCGGCGCUUUCUGUUGUUGGUAGGCCUCUCAAAGAGCUCAGUAGCGAGAAAGCGCACAGACUUCCGGUGACAAAGAAGUUGCGCCGAAGCUGGAGUCUAUCUGAUGUGGAUAAUGGAGUAAGUCAAUCGCCGCAGAGAUCCAAUAACAGUUUAGUUGAGUUCAGAUCUCGAAUCAAAAGUGACUGCUCUCCAAGUAAUAUGCUGGACGUCUCUAUAGCUUCACAAAGUGUCUUAAUGGCACCGAGCUCGUCUGACCAAAUGUCCUCGGUCAUUUCAGAAGGCUACCGCGAGAAUGAUUCGGCUUCUUCGAUAAGUGAUACGCCUUAUAACAAGGAUUCCAUGGCUGACCUCAACCUAACGCCGUCUUUGUCUGCUCUUAUGCAUCAAAUAUUCACUCCUUCUGUUGGGAAGUCUGGAUUCAAUGCCAUGGAACCUUACGCUGAUCCCUCAUUUAGCCCAUUAGAGCUUAAUGGCCCUUCAAUGGAAGAUCUACAAUAUGUCAAAAAUGAUGUAACAGCUAGGGAAGUUGCAUCUUACUCCAAGCCGGAUACAUCUAUUGCAAUUAAUAUCGGACUAACAUCUUCUGAUCAGAGUUUGAUACAAUCCUCCGAGCAAGACCAUAUAUUGGGAUUAUACACAACUCAUACGUCUGGCAUUUUGUCUAUUAAAUGUGGCGAAAAGGAGAAUCCAUGGAAUAUUUUAUAUGUACCUUUGGCCAGAGAAUACAGUUUCGUAUUCAAUUCUAUCGCAUCAAUGACGCUAUUUCAUCUCGCUGGUAACACGAAGAUACCUUCUGAACGAGGAAACUUGAGAUCUAAGGGUUGCUAUUACAUGAAGAAAUGUAUUUUGGAACUUGCGUCCGGACUUAAAAGUGUUGAAGAAGAAGCUGACGAAUCUUCUUUACCUCCAGAUGUCGCCCUAAUGACUUGCUUGAACUUAGCCAUAAGCGAAUCUUGGGAUACACAUACUUCAAGUGGAAUUGCGCAUUUGAAAGGAGCAAGAAGUCUAAUCCAUAAAGUCUUGUCCCUCAUUAAAGACUACAUGGCCAAAAGAGAUCUGACUUCCACCAUUGUUGACUCUCUGAUCAAGACAAAACUCAAACUUGUCGACGAGCAUGAAUGGAAACAUAUAGAGGAGGGAUCAUCUUCGACAAGGUCCAGCAAUGCGCUGCAGCACGACUUUAUUGUCCCUAAAAACCUUCAAUUGGUCUUCAACAAGUGGAUUUAUCUACAUGUACUUUCUCAAAUGACAGUUCAGUCUGGCCAGGACGAACGCGGUAUCGAUCUUGUUGCGACUAUUACUUCGAUCAUUCAUUCUACUCAUGAGAAGAAAAUCAAAAAGGAACAAGAUCUGUUGAUGGAGAAGAAAGACUCGCCAACCUAUUCUGAGACGGGACUGAGCUCGAGCAGUAAUAUGGGAGGAUUCUUUGAAGACUUCAACUGUGCUUUCCUGAACAGCGACCUUAUUGAUCCGCUCUUAGGAUGUGCCCAAUCCCUUUUUCUGAUCAUGGGAAAAGUUGCAAGUUUGAUAUCUCAAGUCAGAAAGGAGAAAGAAAAGCUGCUGAAGUCUGCGAGAAACUCGCUCAACAAUAUCGCCAAGGCCUCUGAGCUUCGACAGAAGCUUUUGUCUUGGAAACCAGAAAUCUCAAUGGGUGGAUUUGGAAUGGAUAGCUUGGGAACCGGUGGAGAAUCGUGGGAUGUCAAUUCUUGUAUCACCACAGCCGAGGCAUACAGAACUGCUACACUCUUAUAUUUACAUCAAGCUGUUCCAGAGAUUCCGCUGGCGCCAUCUCAUCAAUUGGCAGAGAAAAUCUUCGUUCUUCUAGCAACCGUUCCUACCUCAUCCAACCUUCAUAUCAUCCAUAUCUUCCCAUUAUUGGUAAGUUCUUGUGAGGCCAGUCCGGGAGAAGAACGCCGCUGGUGCGAAACCCGCUGGGCAUUCCUUUCUGAAAAGCUUUGGAUUGGCAAUGUAGACCGUGCUUUCGAAGUCGUCAAAGAGGUCUGGAGAAGAAAAGAUGAAAGCUCGAGAAAGAAAAGAAGAGAGCUAGAAGAGUCCACCAUAACGGUCCUGCGAGUAUGUGAUGAUCUGCACAGACUAGCCACCGAAAUCAACGGUCUCAUGGCUACCCAGCCCGACGCAGACUCUGAGCAAGGCAUCUGCAGCCGGAACCACUGGAACUCUGUCAUGAAGGAAUGGGAAUGGGAAGUGUUCCUUGGAUAA